CAGCACAUUUGGAAUGGUUGUGGCUGAAGCAGUCUCUGAGGCAGUGGCUGAUAGAGAAGCUGUUGAAGCAGAAGCAGUGGCUUCUGUAGCUGUUACUGUACUUUCUGUGGCCAUAGUAAGACUCCAUAGGAUGUCUGGGGCUGACAGUCUUUCUGAGUGGCUGUGAGAGGUUUAGAGCAUCCAGUGCUGGCUGUGAUAAGGACAACUCAAUGGAUCAACAAAGAAGUAAUUAUUUAGGGCUCAGUGAGUGGAGAAAGGGGCUUGUUACCAAGCCUGACAACCGGAAUUCAGAUGCCUGGAUCCCGGUGCAUGGUGAAGAGAGAACUGAGCCUGGCCUCGAGUGUGUGUGCUUGCACCUGAUUAUUUGAUGGAAGUUCGUGUGGCUUCUGCAGAAGUGGCCGAGUUGAAGUUGUAGUUUGCUGCUGCCUUUGAUGAGACCUUAGAAAUGGCAGUGCCACUGUGUUCAGCUUUUUGUCACCUUGAGUCAUCUGGGAAGAGUGAGCCUCUGUUGAGAAAGUGCCUCCAUCAGAUCGGCCUGCAGGCCUCCUAAUAGCCCUGUGUUCCUGAGGACUCCCGCCCACCUGGACCCCGUGGUUUUAUGCUGAGCCACUCUGCCGUGUCCCACCUCCAGCAGUGCCUGUCUGUGUGGAAUUCUUAUUUGGAGCUUAUGUCUUCUUUUUCCUGGUUGAGAUCCCAUUACCCCAUCUGUCCUUGUCCAUGCCCUCGACCACCUCUCCCAGUGAUGGGAAUCGAACCCAGGACUCUACAUGGGCAUCUGUUAUGCACCUUAAGCCAUACUGGAAACUCCAGAAAAGAGAGCACCCUCUCGAUGUCAGCAAAGACCCCCUGAGAAGAGCUGCGAGCCACCAAAACACUGUCAGUGAUGAGAAAGACAAAGCUAACUACAUGAAACCAGCUGUCUUUCCUUCAGCCUCCCCUGUCAAAGCAACACCUAGAAAACCUUUUGGGAUCCUUUCUCCAAAUGUUCUGUGCAGUAUGAGUGGGAAGAGUCCUGCGGAGAACAGCUUGAAUGUGAAAGCCAAAAAGAAUGUGCCGUCUGCAACAGUACCCCAGAGUGAAGAAGAGGGGCUGCCUGGGAGCUGGGCUAUUGUCAAACCUGGAAACACAAAGGAGAAAAUUGCAUUCUUUGCAGCCCACCAGUAUAGCAAUAGGAUAGGAUCUAUGAAAAUAAAAAGCUCCUGGGAUAUCGAUGGGAGAGCCACUAAAAGAAGGAAAAAAUCAGGAGAUCUUAAGAAAGCCAAGGUGCAGUUAGAAAGGAUGAGAGAAAUCAACAGCCAGUGCUGCCAGCCUGAGCCAUUUGCGUGUGGCAUCGAGCACUGCUCUGUGCAUUAUGUGGGUGACAGCGGGGAUGGCGUCUACAGUGGGAGGCCUCUGUCGGUGAUCCAGAUGGUUGCCUUCCUCGAGCAGAGAGCCAGUGCUCUGCUAGCUAGCUGUGCAAGGAACUGCACAGAUCCGCCUGCCAUUGUGAGGAUUACUGGCCAGUCCCGAGGUUUGCCUCCUGCACCUGAGCCCUUCUCUGCUCCGGGAACUUGUGAAGAACCCACGGAAAGAGGAAAUCCUGAGGCUGGCAGAUCACAGAGCGAGCCAGUCCGUGUCCUUGACAUGGUAGCCAGGCUGGAGUCUGAGUGCCUGAAGCACCAGGGCCAGAGGGAACCUGGGACCCUGUCACGGAAUAACAGCUUCCGUCGAAAUGUAGGCAGGGUGCUGCUUACUAAAGGUGCUCAGGCCAGUGACAAGAAUAACAAAAGCACCACAGACGCACCUGACACCCAGGCUCACCCCAUGCAGUUGGUGUCUGUGGGUGAAGGACCCUCCACAGCUGGCCACUGUUCUGUGGGUGACCAGGCCUGGGAUGGUAUGUCUCAGGGCUGUCCCUCAUUGCCAGCAGUUGUGAGCUUCCAGACGGACAGUAGAGAAUUAGAACCAGGUCAGCAAACAGCUGUGAGAAACUGCAGUCGACAUGACAUAGAAAUGACCGAUGCACUUGAUGAGCCGUCCUUUUCUUCUCACACCUGCCUCCAAGCCGCUGAGGUGCCCUCAGAUGCCAUCCGCUGUAUGAGCCGAGCCCUGGGACCACUCACGAAGCCCAGUCCUGCCCAGAGAAAGGAAACCGUGUGCAUCAGCAUCACCGUGUGCACAGUGGAGACAGCCCAGCCUUCUGCUUUAGACGCCCGUGAAGAGCCUCUCCCAGGGAUGCUGUUUUUCCUGUCACCUGGACUGGACCAGCCAGAAUGCUCCCAGUUGAAAGAACAUACAGUACAAGAGGCUUCAGAGGCCAAUAACCCUCAAGAUGCUGCUGAGGGCAACAGCGUAUGUGAAGAGAAGGAUGUUUCUGUGGAGCCAUUUGUCCCAGCAGCCUCUGAGGGGGAAAGUACAUUACCAGUGCUAGAGGCAUCCAGUUGGAAGAAGCAGGUGUCUCAGGACUUCCUGGAGACCAGGUUUAAAAUCCAGCAGCUUCUGGAGCCACAGCAGUACAUGGUAUGCCUGCCUCACCACAUCAUGGUGAAAAUCUUCAGGCUACUCCCUACCAGGAGUCUAGCAGUUCUUAAAUGUACCUGCCGCUAUUUCAAGUUCAUCAUCGAAUACUACAACAUCAGGCCAGCGGAUUCUCGGUGGGUUCGAGACCCACGCUAUAGAGAAGACCCUUGCAAACAGUGCAAGAAAAAGUAUGUGAAAGGGGAUGUGUCCCUGUGCCGGUGGCACCCCAAACCCUACUGCCAGGCACUGCCUUAUGGACCUGGAUACUGGAUGUGCUGCCACCGCUCUCAGAAGGCCUUUCCUGGCUGUAAGCUGGGCCUUCAUGACAAUCACUGGUUACCUGCCUGCCACAGCUUUAACCGGGCAAUCCAUAAGAAAUCAAGAGGGAGCGAAACGGAAGAGGAGUGCUGAAGUCCUCGUGAGAGGCAGGGACCAUGAAACACCUGGGUCAGCCCCGAGGCAUGUGACCUCAUCCUCGCCCUUUAAGAGUCUCUGCUCAGAUCAGACUGCCGUGGCUCAGGCAGUUUUUAACUCUGAAUUUACCAACGUACAUGAGAUUCGUUUCAUGGUUUUGUAUAGUAGUGCCUCACAUUAACCCUUUCAGCUGUGCAGAACUGCCUGUUUUCCUCCACCAAGGACAUUCCGAGGUCACCAAGCAGUCUGCACAAGGGUCCUGACUUGUUCCAGUACUGACUGUAUUUGACGUGAGUGGAGAAGAAAGCGGACCUCUGAGAAUUCUGCCUAACACCGAAAACUGGGCACCCUUCCCCUCUACCUUGUAUGCUUGAUGCUGUGAGAAUGACGCCUGCGGCUGGGGUCUGCCCUGUGCUGUUUACAGUGUGCGUGUGCUUGUGUUUGCAUGGGGCUGUGGAAGUGCACAUUAAACCUGAGCGCCUUUACCUGGAGAUGAGUGCUUUGGCCCCUCUAUAAAUGACAUGAUUAAGACCCAAUAUUGUAUAUUAUGGACAGCUGACCACAGAAUAAGACAGUGUCAUAUAAUAGUCAGAUCAAAACAUUGUCCAUCCUCUUGUCUGGUCUCAUUUUUUUUCUUGAAACUUCAAUAAAAAUGCACACUUUAAAUGGGA
Molecule: messenger RNA, 3584 nt
Organism: Arvicola amphibius (Eurasian water vole)
Lineage: Eukaryota; Metazoa; Chordata; Mammalia; Rodentia; Cricetidae
Gene: Fbxo34
Product: F-box protein 34
Exons: 3
Coding region: 718-2910 (730 amino acids)
Molecular function (GO): protein binding
Source: RefSeq, a predicted model, not a curated record